Molecule: messenger RNA, 951 nt
Organism: Octodon degus (degu)
Lineage: Eukaryota; Metazoa; Chordata; Mammalia; Rodentia; Octodontidae
Gene: Gpr31
Product: G protein-coupled receptor 31
Exons: 1
Coding region: 1-951 (316 amino acids)
Biological process (GO): G protein-coupled receptor signaling pathway
Cellular component (GO): membrane
Molecular function (GO): G protein-coupled receptor activity
Source: RefSeq, a predicted model, not a curated record
AUGGUGCUCCCCAACUGCUCAACCACCAGCCCCAUGGUGGACACAGCUGUGGGCACCCUUCUGGCCCUGGAGUGUGGGCUGGGCCUGCCAGGCAAUGCCAUCGCCCUGUGGACCUUCUUCCGACUCAAGGUGUGGAAGCCUUACGCCGUCUACCUAUUCAGCCUGGUGGUGGCUGACCUGCUGCUGACCACCUGCCUGCCAUUCUAUGCCACCUUCUACCUGACUCACAGGGACUGGGGCCUGGACCUUGACACCUGCCAGGUCCUGCUUUUCCUGCUAUCCUUCAGCCGGGUGGUGGGGGUGGCCUUCCUGGCUGCAGUGGCCUUAGACCGUUACCUGCGUGUGGUGCACCCUCGGCUCAAGGUCAACCUUCUGCCCCUGCAGGCGACCUGGGGCAUCUCAAUCCUUGUCUGGCUUCUCUUGGGCGCCCUCACCUUCCACAGCCAGUUCAUCUCCACACCUGCCUGGAAUGCUGCCAAGUGUACCAGCUUCUAUCCUGUGGCCAAGACCUCUGGCAUCACCUGGCAGGAGGGUUUCUUUCUCCUUCAGCUGCUCCUUCCCUUUGGCCUUGUUGUGUUCUGCAAUUCAGGUAUCCUCAGGACCCUUCAGAGGCGACUGCGAGAGCCUGCCAGGCAGCCCCAGCUGCAGAGGGCCAAGGUGCUGGUCGCCGUGGUGCUGCUGCUGUUCAUGCUGUGCUUCCUGCCCAGCGCGCUGACCAGUAUCCUGGUGCACAUUCUCAGAGGCUUAGGCCACUGUGGGGUCCUGCGUGUGGUGGUGCACAUGGCCAACAUUGCAGGCAGCCUCACCUACCUGCACAGCGUGCUGAGCCCCGUGCUGUACUGCUUCUCCAACCGGGCCUUCACUCACUCCUACCGCAAGGUGCUUCACAGCAUGCGGGGCCGGAGCAGGACCACCAGGGCCCCCAGCAUUGACAAGGACUCCUGCUCCUGA